Messenger RNA from Vicugna pacos (alpaca), 5854 nucleotides. It is a transcript of the gene ADK, whose product is annotated as adenosine kinase. The record is from RefSeq and is a predicted model, not a curated record. Gene Ontology annotation, molecular function: adenosine kinase activity. Gene Ontology annotation, cellular component: nucleus; cytosol. Gene Ontology annotation, biological process: purine ribonucleoside salvage; purine nucleobase metabolic process. NCBI's taxonomy places the organism in Eukaryota, Metazoa, Chordata, Mammalia, Artiodactyla, Camelidae.
AUUUUUGAGGCGGGCACCCAACCUCAUGCCCCGUAAGCCAGGAGUGGGGGUAAUGCUGUUACCAGGACUCAAGAUGGCCACCGCGCCCGCUAGCCAGCCCACUAGCCCGCGCGCCAGCGAGCCGGCACGAGACACACGGGCGGCUUGCAGCUGCCCGCGGCCCCCAGGGCUGGUCUCCGGCCCCCGAUCGGGGGCGGAGCGCCCGCCCCUUCCGGGCGCGGCCAAUCAGCGCGCGCGGUCGGCUCGGCGGGGGCCGCCCGCGCGCGGGGUGUGUGAGGACGCGCUCUCGGUCGCUGAGUGCCUGAGCCCAGGAGCGGUGGCUGUGGUACCUGCUGCUGCCGCCCGUGCGGACGCAGAGCAUCGGACGCGAGCGCUCUUGAGCGUGGGGCAGGAAGGUGAAGCCAUGACGUCCAUCAGUGAAAAUAUUCUCUUUGGAAUGGGAAAUCCUCUUCUUGACAUCACUGCUGUAGUGGAUAAGGAUUUCCUUGAUAAAUAUUCUCUUAAACCAAAUGACCAAAUCUUGGCUGAAGACAAACACAAGGAACUGUUUGAUGAACUUGUAAAAAAAUUCAAAGUUGAAUAUCAUGCUGGUGGCUCUACCCAGAAUUCAAUUAAAGUGGCCCAGUGGAUGAUUCAGCAGCCACAUAAAGCAGCAACAUUUUUUGGAUGCAUUGGGAUAGAUAAAUUUGGGGAGAUCCUGAAGAAAAAAGCUGCCGAAGCCCAUGUGGAUGCUCAUUACUAUGAGCAGAAUGAGCAGCCGACGGGAACGUGUGCUGCGUGCAUCACUGGUGGCAACAGAUCCCUUGUAGCUAAUCUUGCUGCUGCCAAUUGUUACAAAAAAGAAAAACAUCUUGAUAUGGAGAAAAACUGGAUGUUGGUAGAAAAAGCAAGGGUUUAUUACAUAGCAGGUUUUUUUCUCACAGUUUCCCCGGAGUCCGUAUUAAAAGUGGCCCGCCAUGCUUCUGAAAAUAACAGAAUUUUCACUUUGAAUCUGUCUGCACCAUUUAUUAGUCAGUUCUUCAAAGAACCGUUGAUGAAAGUUAUGCCUUAUGUUGACAUACUUUUUGGAAAUGAGACGGAAGCUGCCACUUUUGCUAGAGAGCAAGGCUUUGAGACUGAAGACAUUAAAGAAAUAGCGAAAAAGACACAAGCUCUGCCAAAAGUGAACUCGAAGAGGCAGCGAAUCGUGAUUUUCACCCAAGGGAGAGAUGACACUGUACUGGCUACAGAAAGUGAAGUCACUGCUUUUGCUGUCUUGGAUCAAGACCAGAAAGAAAUCGUUGAUACCAAUGGAGCUGGAGAUGCAUUUGUUGGAGGUUUUCUGUCUCAACUGGUCUCAGACAGGCCCCUGACUGAAUGCAUCCGUGCUGGCCACUAUGCAGCAAGUGUCAUAAUUAGGCGGACUGGCUGCACCUUUCCAGAGAAGCCAGACUUCCACUGAUGGGAAAGCAGGCAACCCCAGCCCAGGAGUACAGACUGCCCUGAUUGCUUCCUGAGAAUUCCCAUAUCAAUAAAGAAGAAAAUUAUCCGCCACCUUUCCUACUAUCAUAAUGUUCAUUCUUAAUUUAGAGGGUACAGUAAUGCUCAGUGGAAUCUUUAUUCUCUCAACAACCUAAAAAAUGAGGUUUAUUUCCAUAGUUUGAUAGUGCCACUUAAAUGUCAGUUAAACAAGGAUAUAACAUUUCAAUAGAAAUUUUUAUUUCAUUUUCAAUUAUUUUGUAAAUUCAUGUGUAUUUAGCAAAGUGAUCAGUUUUUUUACAUACAUUUCUGCUUUGAAUGCAGAUGCAAUUUAAUAUAAUAGAUUUUUUAAAGGAAUUAAUGGUAAUACAUAAAUCUUUAGCUUUUAUACAAGUAUAUUUAAUUCAGGAGUGUGUGUGUGUAUACAUACACAGAUAUCUCAUAUAUGUACCACAUGUAUACAUGAUAAAUGGUCAAAUAAGGUACAGAAAUAUUUAUCUUGCCAAGUUAUGCCAAAUCAUUUCUUCAGUGUGUACUCAAACAUGUAAUAAACUUUGGAUAAUUAAAUAAUUUGCCAAAUUAUAAGCUAUAUUAUAAUAUUCAAAUCAUAAUCUUAUAUUUACUUAUGGUACUCUGUAAUUUGAUACAAAUAAAAACAUAUCAUAUAGGACUUUUUUACUUUCUUUGCCCUGUGCUCAACAAACUAGGGAAGAAAUACCAUUAUUUAAUCCUGGGCCCCAAAACAGUACCUAAUUUUUUGAUGGAGAUUGAAAGAACAACAUAGCACAUUGAAAAAUAACUUAGUAUUGAAGACCAAUAAGCCACUGUUUUAAGGAAGUCAGAAUGGUAUAAUGGAACCUCUGGAGUCAGGCUUAAUUACCCUUAAAUGACCUUGGGCAAAUUACUCAGCCUCUGAGCUUCAGUUUCCUUUCUAUAAAAUGGGAUCAUAACCCCUAUGUACGAGGUCAUUGAGAUGAUUUGAGAGAAUAUCGAGUAUAAAAUGCGUGUUACAAGCCCAGUAAGUGCCUAGUAAGAACCUGCUAUUUUUAUCACUAUGAUUAUUGUUGUUGAAGAAGAGAGAGAUCAUAGUUAUAAAACUGGAUUCAAACCAUAGAAAGGGGUUCAGGCUUUUGUUUCGUUUGAUGUUUGAGUAAUCUUCCAGGUCUCCUAUGCUUGCUUGUCUUUAUUAUUAUUGAGAUAUAAUUCCUUUACCAUGAGAUCUUCCAUCUUAAAGUAUACAGUUCAGUGGGUUUUAGUGUAUUAACAAAGCUGUGCAGUAUCACCAUUAUCUAAAUCAAGAACACUUUCAUCGCCCCAAAAAGAAACCCUGUACCUCCGAAUUCACCACACUCCCCUUCCUCUGGCAACCAUUAACCUAUUUUCUGUCUCUGUUGAUUUGCCUAUUCUUGACAUUCAUAAAAAUGGAGUCAUACGUGUACUUUUGUGUCUGGCUUCUUUCACUCAGCAUGUUUUCAAGGUUCACCUAUCUUAUAACAUUUUCAAUAUUUCUUUUUAUUGUUGAGUAAUGUUUCACUGUAUGGAUAGACCAUAUUUUGUUUAUCUACUCAUCAGUUGAUGAAUAUUUCAGUUGUCAACAAUUUUGGGCUAUUAAGAAUUAUGCUGCUAAUUAACAUUCACGUACAAGUUUUUUAUGUGGAUGUACAUUUUCAGUUCUUUUGGGUAUAUACCUAGGAGUGAAAUUGCUGGGUCACAUGGUAACACUUCACUUUUUUCCAAAGGGACUGCACCAUCUUGCAUUCUCACCGACAAGGUUUGAGGAUUCCAAUUUUUUCACAGCUUUGCCAAUUCUUGCUACUCUGUUUGAUUAUAGCCAUAUUGGUGGGUACGAAGUGAUAUCAUUGUGGUUUUAAUUUGCAUUUUCCUGUUCACUAAUGAUACUGUGCUUAUUGGCCAUUUAUUUGUAUUUUUCCUUUGGAGAAAUGUCUCUUCAGAUCCAUUGCCCAUUUUUUAAUUAAGUAAUUUGUUAUUUUUAUUGUUGAGUUGUAAGCGUUCUUUAUAUUUUGUGGGUAUAAGUCUUAUCAGACAUGAUUUACAAAUAUUUUCUCCCCUGUGGUUUGUGUUUUCACUUGUUAGUGUCCUUUGAAAUGCAAAUUUUUAAAAUAUGUAUGAAAUCCAAUUAAUUUUUUUUCAAUUUUUCUUUUGGUUUCAUAUCUAAGAAACCAUUGCCUAAUUCAACGUCAUAAAAAAUUACAACUAUGUUCUCUUCUAAAAGUUUUAUAGUUUUUGCUCUUUGAUCCAUUUUGAGUUUAUUUUUGCAUUUAUUUGAGAUAAGAGGUCUAAAUUAAUGAUCUUGUUUGUGGAUAUCCAGUUGUCCCAGUACAUGAUUGAAAAGACUGUGUUCUCUACUAUUGAAUUAUCUUGGCAUCCUUGUCAAAAAUCUAUUGCUCAUAAGUGUGAAGUUUUACUUCUGGAUUCUCAGUUCUGUUCCAUUGGCCUGUAUGUCUGUGUGUCUAUCCUAAUGCCAGUCCAGACUCUCCUGGUUACUGGAGCUCUGAGUAAGUUUUGAAAUCAGAAAGUGUGAGUCCUCCAACUUUGUGUCUCAACAACAAUUAGAAUUAGUUUAGGAGCUAGAGUAUCUCUAUCAUAUUAAAACUAUUACAGAAUGUCUUUCUCUCAGAUCAGUAGACGGGACUUCUCUCUUUUUUUGUUGUUAAGAAAAUCUCAUAAAAAAAGAACUAUUGAUCAAGUACCACUCACCAGGUAGGCUUUUAUGACAGUCCCUGUUUAUAGGCAGUUUCAAGGAAUGCUCUCUGGUACUAAUUAACAUGCACAAAGAUUGUGCAACUGUCUUGUAUUAAAAAAAAAUAAUCAUUGGAAUACAUGUAUUUUGUUCUUGGGUUUACGGCAUGUGUUUAGUUCUCUGUUUUGGUACAGGACAAAGGAAAAAUAUUGGCUAGCAUAGCUGACCACGUCUCUGCAAAACUGCCUCUAACUGAUUGUUAGGCAUUCCCCUCUAUGGCCUGAGUUUUUCCAUCUUGGAAUGAGGAGUAGUUAACCUAGUUCCAUUUUAUAGCAUCUUGGUUUAAUAGAUAAUUGAGGGAAAACUUAUAGCAUAGGGAAAGAACAAUGAAGUUGUCAAGAAGAUGUGGGUUCUGCCCCGAAGCUGGCUUCAGAUAACUGAGUGACCCUCUUGUUCUAUGUAAUUCACAAAUGUAGGUGCUUCAGUUGUGACAUCCCUAAAGAAUGCUGUGUACCAGAGGUUUUAACAAGAUCAUCUCCCUGUAUGUGGGGAAAGAUGACUCUUACCAGAGGAGUGAGCCAGAAAGACUGAGGUCAUUCAUUUGUGUGUCACAGUUGGAUAAAUGAGGUGGGCACUAGAGACUGAUAGUCAGGGGUGAGCUCUGGUGAUCUGGAGAGUUAGAAUAUUGAGGUCAGCCUAGUCUCAGCAAGUGAUCAAGGGUUGCUGAAAGCUGCUUCCACGUGGUAGAAAAGAAGGUGGUAUCAAACGUGGAGACAGGCUAGGUGCCCAAAUAUUAAUAUGGCAGAAUAGAAGGGAAAGAAGAAGGAGCAGGAGUGGCUAUUGAGUUUUCUUCUAGUUGUUAUGUCUGUCUUCAUGAUAUGUACCUUUAAGUACUGCUGUAUUUCUCUGAGUCUAACUUUCUUUUUAGAUCAGAGUGAGAGAAAUAUAUUCUUUAUCUUAAAUAAAAUCCAGGCAACCUUGGCUAAAAGCUAUUAUUCUUACCCACUUUUGUAAAGCAGAUAUUAUGCUUUUUUCACUCUUUCAAAAAGAGAUGCAUAAUAUAGAUUGUUUUGGACAUAUACAAGCCUACAAAGAAAGCAUGUGUGUGGGCGAUAGUCUAAAAAUACAACCAGUGUUGAAAUAUAAAAACAUUGCACUUACUCAUUUCUGUUAUUCUGCCACUCUUAGGGAAAAAAGUGUCUAUUUAAUAAUAUUUCCACUGGAUAAAAUAGGUUUAAAAUGUAAACAAUUUCUUUUUGAUUCAGUAUUCUGUGUUCAAGUCCUUGGCUUUGUGUCUCCUUGGUCAAAUUCUUGAACUGCCUUGAGCUUUAGUUUUCUCAACUGUAAAAUGAGGAGAACAUCCACCCCCAGUGACAGAGUAAGAGCAAAAGAGAGUAAAAACACUUUAUAAAUAGUAAAAUAAAUUUAAAUAUUAAGCAGUUUGAUAUUUUAUAAAGGCACUAAAGCAACUCAAUAGGGAAAGGAAAAUCUUUUCAAUAGAUGCUAUAACAACUUGUAUCUUUUUGGAAAUUUAACAUUUGACCCCUUACCUCAUACCAUACAUAAAAAUUAAAGAUGGAUCUUGGCCAUAACAUAAAAACUAAAACUAUUAUGCUUCUAGAGGAAAACAGCUUAAGGGAAGGCAAGUUUCUUGGAGAGGACUUUGAAAGCAUUAAAUAACCAUAAAAGAAAAAA